GAGGGAAAGACGCCGGGUCGUAGCACACAGUUCACACACACGCGAGCGCAGCGAAACGGACACUCGCCGGCCGGCGACUUGGGGAAACAUGUCUGCUGAAAAAGAGGCGAUGUCGGGCGAGAAGGACAGGAUGUUGGACGAGAAGGACAAGAUGACGACGGAGCGCCUGGUUGCCUACCGGCGGAAGCGAUCCGAGCGGAAAAGGAAGAAGGCGACGGCGGCGGCGGCGGAGAAGCAGAGAAUCGCCGCCGAAGAGCGCCGGGCGCCGCGGCUGGUGGCGCCCGACGGCGGCUGGGGCUGGGUCGUCGUGCUCGGCGUCAGUGUCGUCAACCUGGCGACACGCUCCAUCGAGCCGUCCUUCGGGCUGCUGUUCGGCGACGAGCUGCGGGAGCUGGGCGUCGAGACGACCGGCGCCUCCGUCAUCAUGAGCGCCUACGACGCCACCAUCAACUUCUCCGGCCUGUUUGUGGGCCCGCUGAUCAAGAUCUACUCGUACCGCAAGGUGGCGCUCGUGGGCUGCGUGCUGAGCGCCGUGGGGCUCAUCCUGACCGCACCCGCCAACAGCAUGGCGCACAUCCUCGCCACCUACUCCAUCGUGGGAGGACUGGGCGUGGGCUUCGCGUGGUCGUCGACGUUCGUGUCGCUCAACUACUACUUCAGCAAGUACCGCGGGCAGGCGAUCGGGCUGUCAAUGGCGGGCACUGCGGUGGGCAUGAUGCUGAUGCCGCAGGCGGUGCAGCUGCUGCUGGCCGAGUUCCAGUUCCGCGGGGCCGUGCUGGUGCUGGGCGGCAUCGCGCUGCACUCGGUGGCCGGCGCCGCCCUGCUGCAGCCCGUGCGCUGGCACCUGCGGCCCGCCGCCCACCCGCCGCCCCUGGCGCUGCCGGCCGCCGCCGCCGCCGUCGACGUCGAGAAGGGCGCAGUGCCCACCGCCAUCGUCGUGACCAGGGUCCCGCAGGACAAGAAGAAGGAGGAGGUGCAGACGGCGCUGCUUUCGGCGCCCAAGAUCGAGGUGACGUCGGAGGCGGACGAGAAGCUGGCGCGUGCCGUGGCGGCGGUCGUGGCUGCCGGGGGCACGGUGAGGCCGCGCUCGCAGAUGCCGCGCAUCACCUCGCUCACCAACAUGGAGGCGGCGCGCAAGCGCAAGGCCUCCAUCAUCUCCAACAUCUCCAGCAUGGACUUCCACGGCAGCUCCCUGCACAUACACACGCCUCUUGAAAGUGAAGAUGAAGAUGAAGAUGAUUAUAUUACUUUUAAGCCCAAAGUUGAAACUCAAAAAAAUGAACAGAAUGAUAUAAACAAGAAUAUAAAGGAAGCAACAAAACCCAAAGUGAUCAAGGCAGCUAAGAAGAGAAGUUACUGGAGGAGAGUUAUAAAUUUUAUGGACUUAGAUCUUCUAAAAGAUCCAAUAUUCCUGAACAUUUUGUUUGGAUUGUCUAUAUUUUAUGUGGCUGAACUGAACUUCAAAAUGAUUGUGCCAUUUUUCCUUGCAAAUCUUGGAUAUUCCAAAUCAGAUACAGCAUUCUAUUUAUCAAUGACAGCUGUGGCAGAUAUAUUUGCACGUGUGGUUCUCCCACCAAUAUGUGACCGGAUUAAAGUACAGAGACGAAGUGUCUUUAUGAUUGCAACUGUUUUCCUUGGACUUGCAAGGUCUGCACUAGCAGAGCAAACAGAGUAUGCUCCUUUAAUGGUGGCACUAGUAAUGAAUGGAUUUCUGCGAGGGGCAGCUCUCAUCAACUUCAACUUGACUAUUUCAGAGUAUUGCAGCCUGGAGAAAUUACCAGCAGGUUUUGGUCUUCAUAUGGUUGGAAAAGGAAUAUUUAUUGUUGCUCUUGGUCCAGUUCUGGGUGUUAUUCGAGAUGCAACAGGAAGCUAUCCACUGUGUAUACAUGCACAAACAGUCUGUGUCUUCCUGUGCAUAAUUGCUUGGGGGAUUGAAUAUAUAGUUGUAUAUCUUCAUUCGAGAACCAAGAAAAAUGAAGAGCCUCAGGUAGCAGAAACGUAACAUAUGAAGGAAAUGUUGCACAAACCAAAAGAGCCUUAGUUGCUCUCAAUUUGCAAUAGUAAAAUAUUUCUCAAAUUGGCAAGGUUUAUUGAAAAUCUUGUGAGAAAUGUAGAUGAGAUGAAGAAAUCUGAUGGCAGGACAAUGUAUGUAAGAUUUAUUUGCAGUAGUGAAAGAUAUGAGGUCAGAUGAUGUUAUAAGAAAGAAAGCUGAAAAAGCACUGAGAAAAGCUUGACAGCAUUGGUCUAAAUGUGUUCCUACCAGACUGUAUAUCUUUCAGUAGGUGAAAAUGAUUUGUUUUAUUUAAAAUGUGUUAAAUGAGUUUACAUUUUAAUUCAUGAAUGUAAUUUGAGACAAGAGUGAUAUGUAUUUUAAAGUGGAAGUGAAUGGUUGGGCUAAGAUUUCUUGUGAGAUGAAUGACUUCCAUAAUGAUGAGAGGAUGAUAUUUCAGUAUUCCUUGAUGUAAUGAAAGUACAAUUACUGUGAAGACUGUUAUUAGGCAUUUUAAAGACAAUAGAGGUGAUUGUUUGUGGAAUUAUCUCAUACAAGAGAUGUCUUCAUGUGUUGAUGUGUUGUGAUAAUCCUAUGAGCUAUUAUGUUCAUAAUACUUGUUCAUUUUUACUUCUGCUGUUGUUUAUACAAAACUCAGUUAUAAUGAAACUGUAUGUACUCAGUUUUAACAUAAGAAGGUUGACUCCAGAAAAUUAUUUACGCCAAAAUCUACUUCCAGUUUCCAGAAUUUUGGUUUUAAUCAUUUUACUCCUCAACAGUGAAGCUUCUAUCAUAUGAUGGUUGAUUGCUUUGAGAAGUCAUAUUAUUAGCUUUUGAAACUGUUUAUGAACUCCAUGCCUGUCAUGGUGGCACUGAACAAAGUAACAGCUGUAUUUUUUACUCUAUAAUAAUGAAAAAUUUUAUGUACUUAUUUUUUUAUGCUCAACUCUCAGGAUUUAAGUGCAUUGUCACAAAACUUGUAUGAAUGUGUAACAUAAUUAAUUGUGUGAUAUAAGAGAUGUUAAGACCAAACUUUCACAGAUUUAACUACAGUUGCAAACUGUCAUGUUCCAUUUUAUGAACACUGUUAUAGCUCUUUUUAAUAAAUUAAACUGUUGCUAUUCUUGAGAAUGGUAUACAGGCACAAUUUACAUGUGGUGAACUGAAGACAUUGGUGAAGGAAGGAUGAUCAUUAUUGGAGUACUUAUAAAAAUAUUUUUCAAUGAAAUAUUUUUGUAAUCAUAUAUGCAACUGAUUGCAUUACGUUAAUGUUUUAUAAAAUGCAACAAAUAAAAUAAACUGGGUGUAAAAUGCAGGAUCAAAUACCUAAAAAUCUUAUUUAACAUUCCACACUUUGGUUCACAAGUAUAGCCUUUUUUGUUAAUGUGUUACUUAUAGCUGACAAGAAAAAAAUAACUGGUUAGUAAAA
Molecule: messenger RNA, 3419 nt
Organism: Schistocerca serialis cubense
Lineage: Eukaryota; Metazoa; Arthropoda; Insecta; Orthoptera; Acrididae
Exons: 9
Coding region: 89-2002 (637 amino acids)
Biological process (GO): monocarboxylic acid transport; transmembrane transport
Molecular function (GO): monocarboxylic acid transmembrane transporter activity
Source: RefSeq, a predicted model, not a curated record